AUGAACGCUGACGAGAUUUAUGGCGACAGCACUCAUCUGGCCGAGUUAAUCCGCGUACGAGCUCUUACUUCGAGUCAGUUGGAAGCCGAACUGCGACUUGUGCUUGAUGCCGUUCACCAACAAGUGCGGAUAGCGUCGACGCUCGCAUUGCAAUGGGAUCAUAUCAAAAACGACAACGCGUUCCAGUCGGCUCCAUCAGGAGAGCAAAUCCUCAUUACAAGUAGAUGCCUUCGUACAGCGGAAGUGACAAAGGAAAGAGUCCUACGCUUAGACACGCGUUACAUUCUGACGGAUCUCGUCUAUGAGAACCACUCGUUCACGGGGCGAAUGUCGCGGUUCGACCGACAAGACUGGCUCAUGAAGGACCACAAAUUGGACGUGAGAAGUGACAUAGUUCUGGAGCUGAUCAACAGGCAGAAGAGGCUCUUGGAAGCGGAGAUCAGAGAAAUGGAAGCUUUCCUCGGCCGACAGGAGAAAGCACUAAACGACGAGUACGCUUGCGUAGAGGAUCGCGUUUCCUCGGUCCUGAAAAGAGAGUUCGAGUUACUGCACGAUCAGUUAGAUGGACGAUCCAACGAACAGGUGGAAGUGCUCAUAGACAUGCUGACUGCUCAAAAGGAAGAGAUGCAACAGCUCAAACAGACGAUACAAAGAAUGGAAGAAUCCAACAAUGUUGAGACGGCAGCGCCAGAUGAUAGAUCACUGUCAAAGUAA
This is a messenger RNA of Necator americanus (New World hookworm), 714 nucleotides long. RefSeq lists its product as uncharacterized. The transcript has a single exon. The coding region runs from base 1 to 714 and encodes 237 amino acids. Lineage: Eukaryota; Metazoa; Nematoda; Chromadorea; Rhabditida; Ancylostomatidae. The record is from RefSeq and is a predicted model, not a curated record.